AUGAAAAAUCUCAAAUUGAAUAAAGACAAAAUAUUAAGUGAAAUUAACACAGACAGUUGCAGGAGGAGGGGGGGAGAGAUAGAAAGAUUAGAAGAGAAAGGAGAUGAUAAAGAGAGAGAAUGA
This is a messenger RNA of Paramecium tetraurelia, 123 nucleotides long. RefSeq lists its product as uncharacterized. The transcript has a single exon. The coding region runs from base 1 to 123 and encodes 40 amino acids. NCBI's taxonomy places the organism in Eukaryota, Ciliophora, Oligohymenophorea, Peniculida, Parameciidae. The record is from RefSeq and is a predicted model, not a curated record.